Messenger RNA from Abrus precatorius (Indian licorice), 2512 nucleotides. Its product is annotated as G-type lectin S-receptor-like serine/threonine-protein kinase At1g11330. Bases 17 to 2512 code for a protein of 831 amino acids. The record is from RefSeq and is a predicted model, not a curated record. Gene Ontology annotation, molecular function: ATP binding; protein serine/threonine kinase activity. Gene Ontology annotation, biological process: recognition of pollen; protein phosphorylation. NCBI's taxonomy places the organism in Eukaryota, Viridiplantae, Streptophyta, Magnoliopsida, Fabales, Fabaceae. The transcript is spliced from 7 exons.
ACAAAUAUUAUCUAUUAUGGGAUUCCCAAGUCACACUAGCUUGGUAAAUGCUUUCUUGCUCGUAUUUUCCAUCGUUUUCCUGGGUUUGACCUUAGCCAGUGAUACCAUCACAUCUUCUCAAUCCAUAAGAGACUCAGAGACAAUAACCUCAAGUGACAGUGUCUUCAAACUUGGUUUUUUCAGCCCUGAGAAUUCAACACACCGCUACGUUGGAAUCUGGUAUCUCUCUGACUCCAACGUCAUAUGGAUAGCUAACAGAAACCAACCACUCCUAGAUUCUUCAGGGGUUUUGAAAAUAUCUAAGGAUGGAAAUGUUGUGGUACUUGAUGGGAAACACCAAGUUAUUUGGUCGUCAAAUGCGUCAAACACUUCAACACCAACCAAUUCAACUGCUCAACUUUUACGUUCUGGGAAUCUCGUGCUGCUAGAUGACCGUACUGGACAAACAAUAUGGGAGAGUUUCAAACAUCCUGCUGAUGCAGCAGUGCCAACAAUGAGGAUCAGUGCUAACAGAAUCACAGGUGAGAAAAUAAGGUUUAUAUCAAGGAAAAGUGCUUCUGAUCCUUCAACUGGCUACUUCUCGGCUACCCUUGAACGUUUGGAUGCUCCAGAAGUAUUUUUAUGGAUUAAUGAAACUCGCCCUUAUUGGAGAACUGGUCCAUGGAAUGGUAGGAUCUUUAUUGGGACACCAUUAAUGUCAACUGGGUAUCUAUAUGGAUGGAAUGUAGGAUAUGAAGGGAAUGAAACUGUUUAUCUAACUUACAGUUUUGCUGAUCCAUCUGCGUUUGGAAUCCUUACGUUGAAUGAACAAGGAAAGAUUAAACUGGAGAGAUAUUAUAAUGGAAAGCAUGUGUUGACUCUGGUGUUGCAGAAUUCUGAUUGUGAUGUUUAUGGCACGUGUGGGGCAUUUGGAAGCUGUAAUGUGCAAAAUUCACCAAUCUGUAGCUGUUUGAGUGGAUAUGAGCCAAGGAAUCCAGAGGAGUGGAGUAGGAAAAAUUGGACUAGUGGAUGUGUGAUAAAGAAGCCACUCAAGUGUGAGAGGUUGAAAAAUGGAAGUGCAGAUGGCCAAGAAGAUCAAUUUUUGAAACUUGCAUCCAUGAAAGUUCCAGACUUUGCUGAUAGGUUAGAUGUUGAGGAAGGUCAAUGUGGAAUCCAGUGCUUGAAGAAUUGCUCUUGUUUGGCAUAUGCAUAUGACGCUGGCAUUGGUUGCUUGUAUUGGAGUGGACACUUAAUUGACUUACAACAAUUCUCUAGCGGAGGAGUUGAUCUCCACAUCCGUCUUGCCCAUUCAGAAUUUCAAUCCAGUAUUGCACAAAAUCAUACGAGUAAAAGAAGAGACAAGAAAUUAGUCAUUGGAAUAGUUACAAUGGCAAUUGGAAUGAUUGUCUUGGCCAUAUGUGCAUAUGUAACCAUUCGAAGAUAUCACCUCCGGAAGAAAACUGCUAAACAUUAUCCAGAAAGUCGGAGUCAAAGAGUGAGUGAGGUCCAGAAACAAGUUAAACUGGAUGAGCUACCGCUAUUUGAUUUUGAAGUUGUUGCAAAUGCUACAAACUACUUUCACUUAGCCAAUAAGCUUGGAAAGGGCGGUUUUGGUCCAGUGUACAAGGGAUUAUUGCCAGAUGGUCAGGAAAUUGCAGUGAAAAGACUCUCCAAAGCAUCUGGACAAGGGCUAGAGGAAUUCAUGAAUGAGGUGGUCGUGAUUUCUAAGCUUCAACAUCGCAAUCUUGUUAAACUUCUUGGCUGCUGUAUAGAAGGAGAUGAAAAGAUGUUGAUCUAUGAGUUCAUGCCAAAUAAAAGCUUGGAUGCAUUUAUCUUUGAUCCACUCCAGCGGAAUCUUCUAGGCUGGACAAAACGUUUUAAUAUAAUUGAAGGAAUUGCUCGGGGUAUACUUUACCUUCAUAGAGAUUCUAGAUUAAAAAUUAUACAUAGAGAUUUGAAGGCAAGCAAUAUCUUGCUGGAUGCGGAGAUGAAUCCAAAAAUAUCAGACUUUGGUUUGGCUAGAAUAUAUAAAGGUGAAGAUGAAAUUAAUACCAAAAGGGUUGUUGGCACAUAUGGCUACAUGUCCCCUGAAUAUGCAAUGGAAGGACUAUUUUCUGAGAAAUCAGAUGUUUAUAGCUUUGGAGUUUUGUUACUAGAAAUUAUUAGCGGGAAAAGAAACACUAGCUUUCGUAAUGAUGAACAAUCUCUCAGCCUCAUAGGAUUUGCGUGGAAUCUAUGGAACGAAGACAACAUUAGGUCCUUAAUAGAUCCAGAGAUAUUAGCUUCACACUCUGAGGAUCAAAUUUUGAGGUGCAUCCACAUAGCAUUUCUAUGUGUGCAAGAAGUUGCAAAAACAAGACCAACUAUGACUACUGUAGUAUCUAUGCUUAAUAGUGAGAUUUCCCGUCUUCCUCCUCCUAAGCAAGUUGCAUUCGUUCAGAAGCAGUAUUCAUCAAGUUUAGAGUCUUCUUCUCAGGAAAAUCAGGGUAAUUCCAACAACAAUGUAACUCUUACUGAGAUCCAAGGCAGAUAG